Molecule: messenger RNA, 1830 nt
Organism: Panicum virgatum (switchgrass)
Lineage: Eukaryota; Viridiplantae; Streptophyta; Magnoliopsida; Poales; Poaceae
Exons: 2
Coding region: 136-1392 (418 amino acids)
Biological process (GO): SCF-dependent proteasomal ubiquitin-dependent protein catabolic process
Molecular function (GO): protein binding; ubiquitin-protein transferase activity
Source: RefSeq, a predicted model, not a curated record
CCCAGGAAAUGGAGAUUUAGCCAAGAACCUCUCUCUAGUCUGUAUAAAAGGCCAGCGGCGCAAAACUUGUCCCCCAAACAAGCGAAGCCCAUCCUCCGAUCCCCGAGCAGAAUUAAACCUCACCUAACCCCUCCCAUGGCCGAUCACGCCCUCGCCGGCGAGCACCACCCCUCGCCGGCGAGCUCGGCCGCCACGGCCCUGGGCCCGCUGCUGCUUCUCCCGUCGGAGCUCCUGCACGAGAUCCUCCUCCGCCUGGCCGUCCCGGAGCUCCUCCGCGUGCGCUCCGUGGCGCGCCCGCUCUCCAGCCUCAUCUCGUCCCCGGACUUCCGCCGCCUCUACCACCUCUCCUCGGCGUCGUCGGGGUCCGGCCCGGCCGCCGCGUGGCUGCUCCUCUUCAAGAAGCUCCCGCCCCGCGACGCCGCCAUCCGGGGCUUCCACGGGCCCUCGGGCCGCUGGUUCCGCAUCCCGGUCUCGGCCAUCCUCGCCCCCGCCGUGCCGCCCGGCGAGGACCUCUACUUCCUGGCCGCCUCCGGCAGCUCCUUCCUGUUCGCCGCCAACGGCCGGCGCGAGCUCGUGGUGGUCGACCUCACCGCGCGCGCCGCGCGCCGGCUCCCGCCGUCCCCGCUCGGGCCGCGGGGCACCUCCUCCUGGCGCCGCUUCGGCCUCAAGCUCGUCGCCGAUCCCCCCGGAUCGAACCGGUUUAGGUUUCUGUUCGCUGAGCUGGUGAACAACACGCCAUUCCUGUUCGAGUACCGGUCGGAGACGGACACGUGGCAGCAAACGGAGGCGGUCCUGGCGGAGGGGAGCUCGCCGGCGUCCCCCGGCGGGACGUACCUCUGCGCGGCGCACGCCGGGCCGGACUGCGUCAUGGUGUACGCCGGCCCGGGCGCGGGCGACCGGCCGGUCUUCUUCCGCCCCCGGUUCCCGAACGCCGCCGCGGGGGCGGGGCACGGGGACCGGCUGCACGUGUACGGCGACGGGAGCGCGGCGGUGGUGCGGUCGGCGGCGGUGGAGGACCCGGCGGGGCGGGCCCGGGCGAAGGUGGUGACGGGCGUGGAGCUGUACGGGUUCGCGGGCGUGGGCGGCGACUGGGAGCUGGUGGGCAGCGUCCCCGGCGAGCUGGUGGAGGGGUUCCGGAAGCCGUACGGCGUGAUGACGGGCCUGCUGGCGGAGCGGGAGGGCGUGGUCCGGCUGGUGCUCAUCUCCAACUGCCGCGGCGCGUGGGACCUGGUGUGGCUGUCGUACGACCGCGCGCGCGGCGGGGGGUGGCGCUGGGUGCCCGUGCCGGACUGGGGCCGCAGCAAGGGCCUCAACAUGGCCGGCAUCGCCGUCUCCUCCACCUUCUCCCGCCUCUGGCCGCCGGCGUCCACCAGCUGCGGCGCCCGCCAGUGAGCAUCGAUGGAUGGGCCGGGGGGUCCGUCCCGUCCGCGCGUGCUGCACAUACAGCCAAGUGUGUCCAAGGCGGCCCGGCCGUGUCCCCCCAGUCCCCACGCCACGCUUCGUUUCCAUGCGGGGUGGGGCCGCGGCAUGAUCGCGCAUGAUAGCUUGCUUCGCCGAUGUGGACUAGUCACUUGGUCAGUGAGAGCGAACGAAAUGUCUCAGAUAAGGGGGGAUGGCCAGUGGUGUGCGCGUGCUUCUGCUUCUUGUACAGUGCAAUUGCUGCAAUUCCUACCACCACCCAUUGUUCAUAAACUUUUGUGCUAUCUAUACUCGCGUCGUCAACUCAAAUCGCGCCAAAGUCUGGCAACACGUGGCUUCGACCAAACAGCCACCUCACUAGGCGCCAAAGUUCUGCUCUGCUUUGUAUAGUCUCAAGGAAGAAAUUUUCGA